Messenger RNA from Colletotrichum lupini, 159 nucleotides. RefSeq lists its product as uncharacterized. NCBI's taxonomy places the organism in Eukaryota, Fungi, Ascomycota, Sordariomycetes, Glomerellales, Glomerellaceae. The record is from RefSeq and is a predicted model, not a curated record. The transcript is spliced from 2 exons. The coding region runs from base 1 to 159 and encodes 52 amino acids.
AUGAACUCAUCGUCCUUCCUCCUCGGAACUUUGACUCUUCCCAGUCGAAUGGUUCCAACGGGACAGAACUUUCCCCUUUUCUGCACGUUGUGUCUCAUGGCUACUAUCGUCCCUUACACCCCUCGGUCCCGCUGGUUCAGGAGUGCACAUCUUGACUAG